Ascochyta rabiei is the source of this 2931-nucleotide messenger RNA. Its product is annotated as Protein-tyrosine-phosphatase. The record is from RefSeq and is a predicted model, not a curated record. Gene Ontology annotation, cellular component: SMC loading complex; chromatin. Gene Ontology annotation, biological process: maintenance of mitotic sister chromatid cohesion; mitotic sister chromatid cohesion. The transcript has a single exon. The coding region runs from base 1 to 2931 and encodes 976 amino acids. Lineage: Eukaryota; Fungi; Ascomycota; Dothideomycetes; Pleosporales; Didymellaceae. Gene Ontology annotation, molecular function: double-stranded DNA binding.
AUGGAUCCACGGUACAACCAGCAAUACGGCUAUCCCAAUGGCCCAAACGUCCCGUACACUCCGCCACAACCACAGAAUGGCUACCAGCAAUAUGGCCAACCACCGCAGUACCCCCAGCAGUACCCGCUGCCACAAAUGCAGAUGCACCAUGGGUAUGCGCAGCAUCAGCAGCAGCAAAGACAACCUCAGGUGGUCAUACCGCGACCACAGAGCCAGCAGUACAUGCCAAUGCCUCAGCAAACGUACUCGCCGCAGCAACAGUACCAGCAGCAACCAUACCAGCAGCCGCAGUACCAGCAGCCGCCACAGCAGCAAACGCAGUACCGACAAGCGCCACUACCGCAGCCUCGACCACAACCACAACCACAGGUCAUGAUACCUCAGCGAGCCCCGACCGCAAUGCCCUACCCUCAAAUGUCCAGUCCGCAGCUGUCCAGCCCAAACAUAAGACAGGUGCAGAUGCCGGUACAGCGCACAAGCAAUGCUGGAAUCUCGCAGAUGGACGGCAGUCAAGAUAUGUAUCGAAGGCAAAGCAUGCAGCAAGCUCCUGCUCUGCCUGUGUCGAGUUCAGUACAACAGACGGCGUCUCACCGUGAGCCUGCGCAGCGCCCGCAGCAGAGACAUUUGCAUACGCCGGUUCAAUCUCAAGCUCCAGCUCCAGCUCCAGCUCAGGUUCGAGCUCCAGCUCGGGCACCAACUCAGGCACCAACUCAGGCACCAACUCAGGCACCAACCCAGGCACCAACUCAAGCACAGCAGCACCAGCAGCACCGCCCUCAACCACAGGUGCAAGUCCAGAUCACGCCCAAACGCACUUCCUCGCAGUCGCAUACGCUGUCGAAACCCAUCCAGACCACGCCAACACAGCAUACGCCGUCAGCGCAGACAUCGUCACAGCCAAGAUCCCACCCCAAGGUCGUCAUACCAAGACCUCCGUCACAUCAACUCACGUCUCCCACAAAGACCGCUCAGGCUCAAGUCCCAAAUAAAGCGUUACCAGCCGAUCUCUCCGUUAUGCUGUUAUCAGCAGCAGACGAAUACAUCGCUGCAGCGCGUGGCAUGGGAUCUGUGAUUGCACGGCAGAGGAGGGAUGGCGACAUCCAGCAGUACCACAAGCUCAUGUCGACUGCAAUGGGUUGCAUGGAUACUGUGUUAAGAAACUACAACAUGCAACCGCGUGACGAGGCCAAGCUACGCCUGAGAUACGCAAGCCUGCUCAUCGAGGAGACAGAUAAUACCGAGAUCGAUGAGAUCUUAUCGAAGGGUAUUUCUCUUUGCGCUCGCUGUCGCCUUCAAGAUCUCAGGUACAGCAUGCUACACCUUCAAGCUCGUUAUCAGUUCAAGACGAAUCACCGCGCUGCCUUCAAGGCUCUCGACAAGCACAUAUCAGAGGCCGAGACUUUCCAACAGCUUGCCUGGGUGUAUGCAUUCCGGUUUUUGAAGGUUUCGCUGCUGCUGCAAAGCCCCGAUCGCGUCGAAGCAAUAUCUGCGCUGCAGCACCUGCAUGCCAUAUUGGCUUAUGCAGAAAAGCGUGGUGACGUGGCAAUAGCUUUCGCCUGCAACGCGCUAGAGGCGAUGGUCCAUCUGCGAUCCAGUGCUCAGGACCGUAUAGGGGAAGUUCAGCGAGCCAUUGCAGCAGCUCGGAGCUUGCAGUCUACGAUGUCUGCGAAACAGCGGGGGUCGUUUGGCACGCUUUUCAGUGUCAUUGACCUUGCGUGCGGCGUACACCAGAACGCUCCUGACAGCGCGAAGUCGACGGCAUUGAUACAAGCCACCGCAGACGAGAAUGAUGAUGGUCUUGGAACCGAGGAUGGCGUCUUCACCGUUCUGCUGGAUCGAACGCCUGGUGGCAGCUUGACCACGGACACUGGUGGGAUCUUCAGGAAGAACAGCGAGGGCCGUGAUGAGCUGGUCUUCGCAUGGCUGCCCCGAGAAGACGUCAAGGCUCUGUGUUUCCACAUAUGUGCUCUAGACCAGGGUGUACAUGAGAAGGCACUCCAACUAGUCCAGGAAGCGCGUUCUCGAACCAAAGACUCUCUGCGCAAGCAAUCUCCCUACGAUAUCUCCAUUUCGACUGCGUGUGCACAAACACAAUGGCGCAAGAUGUUAGAUUGGCACGCUACGUUCACCCUUGGGCUUAUAGCGACCCACCGAGAGGAACAAGCAAUAGCCAAAGACGCUGUGGCCACACUCACAAGGCGAGCAGCGAGACCCCCUUAUACCGAUCAGCAACAAUACAGCCAAUCGCUGUCGUAUCUGGAGGCCAUCAUCGAUCAGACGAAUGGUUACUUCGACUCUGCGCUGGCCACCUACUCUUCGGAUGCGUUUGUGAUUGCCAGCAAAAGCUCGGCACCGACGUUAUCAAGUGAUUUUGGGAUCCUCGCAGCGCUGAAUCGCUUGCUCAUUGCAAGGGAUCCCGCCCAUCCAGAUCACCAGAACGUCGGCACGCUGCUUGUACAACUACGAUCAGCCUGCGAAGACCACCCAAGCCAGUACGUCCGCAUGGCAUACAGUCUCAUCAACGCCCUCUCAACGCUCGACCCAUCCAUCAACCGCCUGAAGACGCUGAUGAACAACGCCACCCAAAAAUCACACGACCUCUUCAAGCGCACGCACAACCGUGAAUUCGUCGUCAUGGCGCUAUGCUACUUCACAGCACGCUUCUUCAUCGAGCCCGUCACCGACAAGUCCUCCUCAGCCGCAAACGCCGUGCGCCAACACGCCAAGCAGAGCAACAGACCGCUCUGGAUGGCGGUCGCGUGCGGCCUCAUGAUUAAGGUGUUCGAGCACCACAACAACGUCGCUGAGACGCGCAAGUACCAGGACGUCUACGAGAAGGUCCGCGUCAAGCUGCCCCUGCCACUGCGAGGCGAUGAUGUCGACGCCGAGGGCGAGGAUGAUGAUGAUAAUAGAGAUCUGGAAUUCGUGUAG